Messenger RNA from Bacidia gigantensis, 1137 nucleotides. RefSeq lists its product as uncharacterized. The record is from RefSeq and is a predicted model, not a curated record. Bases 1 to 1137 code for a protein of 378 amino acids. NCBI's taxonomy places the organism in Eukaryota, Fungi, Ascomycota, Lecanoromycetes, Lecanorales, Ramalinaceae. The transcript has a single exon.
AUGGGGACAGCAGUGAACUCGAAUUCUUGGGUGCCAUCAUCCGGCAUCGAGCUGUCAGAAGCUGGCCUAUCAUUUCAAUACUAUUGCGACUGUCUGAUCAACCUGGGCGGUGGCGAGAAUGGCCUCGGAAGACCACUGCGGCAAAUUCGACCCCUAGUGUCUGGAUCAGUGCCUCUGCAGUAUGCCAUUAUGUUCUUGGUGGCACAACACCGCCAGUAUCCGCGCGAAAAGCGCCUAAAUUUCAAAGGUCGUGCGCUUACCGCGUUCCGUAAAGAUCUAAGCAGGGCAGAUGAUGUUGUCAAGCUGGGAGUGAUUCUCAUUCUAUUAUUCGCCGAGGCGGUCGACAGUGGCAUAGGACCAUGGCGAAUACACUUACUUGCGGUAAGGGGGAUAAUGGAAGCGCAACACUCGAUGAAGUCGUUGAAAAAGCCUUGGAACUCCAUUGAGAUAGACCUUUAUCUUCAGUUUUACUGGUGGGACACCAUAGGCGCUUUGCUUUCGAUGCAAAAACCGGUAUUGCCACCCAAGGCGCUUGAGGCUCUAUUGGACCAGGGGAAGCCAAAAGGAAGCCGCUAUGAGGAUUGUCAACACGAGCAACUAUUGCCGUGUUCAAAAGCGAUGUUCCUUAGGCUAGUAGAAGUAGCCCAUGGAGACGCGCCAGAGAUCGGGAAGCCACCGGUGACUUCCAAAAGUAAUGUAAUCGCACACCAGCGUGCCUCUUUCGAUAGUAAGGUGGAUAGCUUGUGGUACCAUGCUCUUGCGACGUAUGGCGUGACAGCAUACCCACCAUAUCGUGUAGGUAGAGCAACCUUUGACUACCACGCGGGUCAGGUGUUCGAUCUGGCGCGUGAUCUUGUGGACGACCCGAGGCUGAGACAUCGGAUCAUGUUCCCUCUGCUUGUAUCAGGCUCUUGCACGGACGACCCAAAGCGGCGAGACUUCUUUCAGUGGUACUGCGAGUCGUCUUUUGAAGAGACUCGAUUUGGGUACUUCAAUCUUGGAUUGACAAUUGCGAAAAACGUUGAACAAUUAAGGAGUGACGAGAGAUCGAGUAGGAAGAAUUAUGCUGGCGCCGCGUACUCAUGUUGGCGGAACCUGACGGCAACGGAGGAUGCUGAACAUGCUAUGCUAGGUUAG